AUGAGUGUACAAUACGUGGACUUUGAGGGCCCCGAUGAUCCCUCCAUACCAUUCAACUGGUCAAUUCGGAAACGGGUAUAUAUCUCGGUCUUGUUGGGACUCCUUACAAUGGUUGUCGCAAUGGCAAGUAGUAUCUUCACUUCAGCUAUACCCACCGUGAUUAUGAUGUACAAUAUCGACAGGGAGGUAGCAACUUUAGGUGUUUCCCUCUACGUCCUUGGGUUCGCCACGGGUCCCUUAUGUUGGGCUCCUUUCUCUGAACUGAAAGGGAGAAAGCUUCCGUUGGUUACAUCAGCCUUGGGUUUUACUAUUUUCUGUUUUGCGACUGCCGUUUCGAAAGAUCUUCAGUCUCUUAUAAUCCUGAGAUACUUCACAGGCUUUUUUGGGGCGGGUCCCUUGACUCUUUCUGGGGCAGUCUAUGCUGAUAUUUUCCCACCAUAUCAACGGGGUAUCGCGAUGGUCGGGUUCUGUCUGAUGGUGUUCAUCGGCCCUCUUACAGCCCCAUUCAUCGGCGGGUUUACUGUAAUGAACCAUAGUCUCGGCUGGCGCUGGACGGCAUAUAUACCUGGAAUUUUAGGCAGCGUCAUUUUCGUUCUUCUCAUUACUACGAUGAGGGAAACCUACGCACCGGUACUCCUAGGUUGGAAGGCGGAUCGCUUACGUCGCGAGCAGGGUGAUUGGUCAAUUCAUGCAAAGCAUGAGGAAAUAAGUCUUGACUUGCGAACCAUAAUUGCCGACUAUGUCAGUCUUCCAUUGAAGAUGUUAGCUUUCGACCCGAUCGUGCUAUGCAUGAGCAUUUUCGCCUCGUUCGUAUAUGGGCUUCUGUAUCUUUUCUUAACUGCCUAUCCUAUUAUCUUUCAACAAAUCCAUGGCAUGAACCCCGGAGUAGGUGGACUACCCUACAUUGGAAUCAUCGUUGGACAGCUAUCUGGCGCUUUGGGUGUAUUCGCAAUGCAGCCAUGGGUCCUUCGGCAAAUGAAGCGGAACGGGGGCACAAUAAUGCCAGAAUGGCGUCUUCCUAUCGCGAUCCCAGGAGCAGUUGCCUUCUCAGGGGGCUUAUUCUGGCUGGGCUGGUCAGGCUAUCGGCGAAGCAUAUCAUGGGUGGCUCCCACAAUAUCAGGCAUUCUUACUGGAUUUGGCCUGCUGACAAUGUUCCUACCCUCGAUCGCUUAUCUGGUAGAGGCACGACCGAAAAAGGCCGCUUCAGCUGUCGCUGCACACACGUUUCUUCGGUCAUUGGCUGGUGCGAUCUUUCCACUUUUUGCUUUUUAUAUGUUCGACGCUCUGGGCGUAGAAUGGGCCUGCACACUGCUCGGAUGUGUCGCAGCGCUCCUUAUCCCGAUACCCUUGCUACUCUACAUCUACGGUGCGCGAAUCAGGAAUCGCUCCGGGCUGCUGGAUGAGUCUUAG
This is a messenger RNA of Aspergillus caelatus, 1410 nucleotides long. Its product is annotated as MFS transporter. Lineage: Eukaryota; Fungi; Ascomycota; Eurotiomycetes; Eurotiales; Aspergillaceae. The transcript has 4 exons. The record is from RefSeq and is a predicted model, not a curated record. Gene Ontology annotation, molecular function: transmembrane transporter activity. The coding region runs from base 1 to 1410 and encodes 469 amino acids. Gene Ontology annotation, biological process: transmembrane transport.